Cryptomeria japonica (Japanese cedar) is the source of this 2142-nucleotide messenger RNA. RefSeq lists its product as uncharacterized. The transcript is spliced from 4 exons. The record is from RefSeq and is a predicted model, not a curated record. Bases 676 to 1404 code for a protein of 242 amino acids. Lineage: Eukaryota; Viridiplantae; Streptophyta; Pinopsida; Cupressales; Cupressaceae.
UGCCGCGUAGUACUCCUGGGGCACAACCCUCGCUUGAGAGCAUGGGUUGGAACAAGGAGGUUCAUGAUGCUGCAAGAAAACAAAUUUGCAAGUUUUGGUACUUUUGCAACAUUCCAUUUAUUGCAGCCAGGUCUCCUUAUUGGCAAGGCAUGGUAGAUUCCAUAACCAUUUGAGGUGCGGGGUUUAAAGCCCCUACUGAUGUUGAGUUAAGUGGCCCCCUCUUGUUACAAAUGGUUGAGGAUAUGAAAGUUGAGCUAGAGGACCACCGACAGUCUUGGAGCCAAAAGGGUUGCACCAAUGAUAGAUGGUUGGACGGAUAGGAGGAAUAGAACACUCCUAAAUUUUCUUGUUUCCUACAGAGGUGAUUGAUCAUGAUUCAUUCUAAUUUGUACUUCCCUAAAUGCAUUGAAUAAAUUAAAUUUUGAUUUGUUGAAAGUUUUAAACUCUAUUUUCAAGAUCCACCAUGUUCUUGAAGUCUAUUGAUGCUUCCUCACAUGUGAAAAAUGCCACAUACUUAUGUGAGGCUAUUGAGGAAGUCAUACAAGAGGUGGGGGAAGAAAAUGUGGUGCAGGUGGUGACAGAUAAAGCAGCAAAUUAUGUUGCUGCAGGUAAACUUUUGAUGGAUAGGCACCCGAAAAUUUUUGGUCUCCUUGUGCGGCCCAUUGCCUUGACCUCAUGUUGGAGGAUAUUGGUAAGCUUGAAUGGGUGAAAUCAACAGUUGAAAGGGCCAAAAAUAUCAGCAAGUUUAUCUACAAUCAUGCAUUGGUCCUUAGCAUUAUGAGGCAAUACACGGGGCAAAAGGAGUUGGCUCGUCUUGGUAUCACGAGGUUUGCCUCAAACUUCCUCACACUGAAAUCCUUGAUAAAAUCAAAGGCGGCUUUGAGGCGUAUGUUUGUUGGUGAGGAGUGGACUUCCUCAUCCUAUGCUACGACCACUGCAGGGAUAGAUGUGGUAAAUUGCAUUUUUGAUGAGCCAGGUUUUUGGACCCCCUGUGGAGAAACCGUGCAGGUCACUGAGCCCCUCGUAGUUCUCCUACGAGUUGUUGAUGGGGAGAAGCCCUCUACGGGCUAUAUAUAUGAGGGUAUGGAUAGGGCCAAGGAGGCCACUAGGUCCACAUAUGCAGGAGAUGAGGAUAAGUAUGGCCCCAUUUGGGAGAGUAUUGAUAGGAGAUGGCAGAACCAGCUUCACAGGCCCAUCCAUGCAGCAGCCUAUUACCUCAAUCCGACAUUUCGAUUCCGUGAUGACUUCAAGGCAGAUGAGGAGGUUCUUAGUGGCCUGUAUACAGUGGUUCAGAAGUUGUGUACUAAUGGCACAGCCUCAAGUACAACGCUCCAGCUAGAUAAAUAUAAUAAUCGAGAAGGGGCAAUCUUCACAAGCAGCUCGAACACAAUUGCAGCCAGGUAGAAAUAUAUGUAAACUUAAGAUUCUUAAGUUUAUGGCUUAUGCAUUUUAAUUUUUGAUUUUAUAAUCUAGCCUUAAAGUUGGAAAUGAGUUUGAUUUUAUUUUCUUUUUCGUUAUUUAAGAUAGAUGGUGGCAAAUGUUUGGACCCUCAACCCCAAAACCUUCAAAAAAUUGCCAUCUGUAUUUUGAGUCAGCCAUGCAGCGCUUCUGGAUGUGAGUGCAAUUGGUCCAUGUUUGAGCACAUCCACUCAAAGAGGCGUAAUAGAUUGUCUGUGGAGAGGUUGAAUGAUCUUGUUUUUGUUCAUUACAACCUUCAUCUUAGGACCAAACAGAUUUUGGACACUGACUCCUCUCCGAUCACUUUAGCGGAGAUCGAUCCAGAGUCUGAGUGGAUCACUGAGUCUACCGAUCCCGUCUUCACUGAGGAGGACCAUGAGUGGGUUGACCAGGCAGACAGAGAGGCUGAGGCUAUGGCUAUGGCAGAGGAGGAGGAUAGAGCACGAUCCGGCACAGGCACCUCACAAGCGGAGACUAUGGCUUCUCAGUCAUCCAGGACCUACCUUAAACGCAUUUGUAGGAGGCAGUCAAACUACUCUGAGGCUGAGGAUGAGCUAGAGCCUGAGCCAUAGACUUGCUUUUGUUUACAGUUAUAUAUAUGUUUGGGAACAUUUGAUGUCAUGGAUUUUAUAUACAUUUGACAACAUUUAUAACUCUAUAUAUCUAUGUUUUCUAUUUCCUUCA